Nezara viridula (southern green stink bug) is the source of this 984-nucleotide messenger RNA. The record is from the annotation of a GenBank genome assembly. Lineage: Eukaryota; Metazoa; Arthropoda; Insecta; Hemiptera; Pentatomidae.
AUGAAGAAGUAUCCAGGGAUGACUUACCAGUUCUCCUGGAAGUUGUACAGCUAUUGUAUAUUGAUUGGUCUGAUCGCCUGCGUCGAAGGGACGUAUUGGAUGUUAGCUGGAUUCCAACACUAUUCGCACUCCGUAUCCAUUAUCAUUGAAAGUAUAGGCUUCUGGUUCAAUGUAUUCACUUGGGUAUCGGUUCUUAUCCAAUACUACCUCCAGAGGGAAAUUCUGCCCGACAUCAUCUCUCGGCUUUACGCUGUUCACUGUCGCAUCGGCAUCACCGUUUAUAGACGACGUUAUGCUACUGGAAUCUUCUUCCUGACUCUGCUCAACGCCAUACCCAGUAUCAUGUACAUCGGAAGCGAUAUUUUAUUUGUGGACUUCCUCCUAGUGAGCACAUACUUCAUCUUUAUAAACGUACCAGUGAUCAUGGCAUGCCAGUACUCGGUUCUAAUGAGCCUCCUUACGGAUCAGUUGACCUUUUUGACAAACCAGUUCCGUCUGCCAAUGUUCAGCUUCGAUGUACGGCAACUGGUUAAGAAUCACCAUGCUCUCUGCGUCCUGGCCAAUCGUAUCAAUAAGGGCUUCAACAUUUUUCUCCUUCAAGCCACCGCUAUACCUUUCGUCCUUAUUGUGAUCAACAUUUACAUAGUCGUCGUUUGUAUUGUUAAACCACAAGAAUUUGAUGAAGAUUCCAAGUUGCUAACUGCUGUGAUGGAUGCCCUCGUGAACAUAGGAAUAAUAACGUUGAUAGUAACUGCAGCAAAGGGCGCCGAGGACAGUGCAAGUAUCUUGAUCGAUUGUGCAAUAUUUGCUAAGGACUUCAAUAUUCAACUAUGGAAUAAUAUGUUAAUCAGCAAGACUUUAGGAAAAGAUAAUGACCUCAAGAUUUACGUUUACAUGAAUAACAAUAUUCAGCAAACUGCUUGUGGAUUUUUUGAACUCGAUUACACACUGCUGACUUCGGUAAGGACAUCACAGAUUUCCUGA